Molecule: messenger RNA, 1549 nt
Organism: Drosophila novamexicana
Lineage: Eukaryota; Metazoa; Arthropoda; Insecta; Diptera; Drosophilidae
Product: syntaxin-6
Exons: 4
Coding region: 604-1527 (307 amino acids)
Biological process (GO): Golgi vesicle transport
Cellular component (GO): membrane
Source: RefSeq, a predicted model, not a curated record
UCGUUGUUGUUGCUGCAUUGGGGGCUGUUAUCUCGAUUGCGUGGCCGAGGGCGAUUGAGCACUGCGCAGACGCUGGAGCGGCAUAAACAAAUGCCUUCACCUUUAGACUCCUUUUACGCUCCGGAGGCAGCGUAACGUCAGUUUACUUCUGGCUAUCGCAAUAGCCUGGCCGCGUACGCGGUCUGUCGCAUACACCUGCCCCCUCCGCUGACAAGAAGAUAAGACGGCAAUGUGCAAUAAUCAAUAAACGUGCUUUUGAAAAAUAAACUUCCAAUAAAAGUAGCUCUAGAUUAGUUCAAAGUUGAUACUGAAUUUCGUGCCAGCACACAAUCCUUUAUAUUUACGUCUGGAAUACCAACAGAAUACAAAAAGAAAAAGCAGCAUACGCAAACUCUCAUAUAUUUUCUAGCGUGCAUUAUUUACGCAUCCCCCUCACCCCCCAAACAAAUUCGAGGGGGUUGCUGCUCGCUCGCUCGCAGCGCUCCGUGUGAGUGGGACACAGAAAAAACCAAUCUAUGUAUAUGAAAGUCAAGUACCGUUACGGAAAACAGUAAAAAAACAAUUCCAUUUGAACGAAAGUAAAUACGUGACAGAGCGUGGGUCAUGUCUCUGGAGGAUCCGUUUUUUGUUGUCAAGGACGAGGUAUUCAAAGCGCUGAACAAAACACGCGGACUCUAUUUGCGUUGGCGUGAGCUGGGCGAGAACGGAGGCGCCGAGGUUGAAUGGACCACAACGGAGCUGCGUAAUUCGCUGCGCAGCAUUGAAUGGGACCUGGAGGAUCUGGAGGACACCAUCAGCAUUGUUGAAAAGAAUCCCACAAAGUUUCGCAUAGAUAAUCGUGAACUCUCCAGCCGGCGACAUUUCAUAGACAACACACGCGAUGAGGUCAAGCAGAUGAAGGAUAAGAUGAGCCUGAACCGGAACAGGGACAGAGACAUAACCGCACAUCAGCCAUUGCUCGAGAACGAAACACGCAAUCACAGCCAGAAUCACAGCCAGGCCAACGAAUAUCAUACAUCGCACAACGAUCGCACCUAUCUGGUAGAUUGCCCCAAUCCGCAAUCUGUGGCCAAUACCAUAGCUGGCACCAUGUCCGCCGCAGCAGCAGCGGCAGCCGCGACCCGGCACAGCGGCACCAAAUACUCCAAGCUGGAGAACGCACUGGACAUCGAUAGUCCCAGCCAUUAUGGCGGCAGUCUGGACAGUCCGGGGCAUCGGUAUGUGGGCGAAACGGUGUCCAUACAGCAGCGCAUGAUACAGGGUCAGGACGAGCAGCUGGAUAUGAUAAGUGAUUCCAUUGGCACUCUUAAGACUGUUUCGCGUCAGAUUGGCGUCGAAUUGGAUGAGCAGGCGGUCAUGUUGGAUGAUUUCGGGAAUGAGUUCGACACAACCGAAUCCAAGCUGGACACAACAAUGAAAAAAGUUGCCAAAGUUUUACACAUGAAUAACGAUAAGCGUCAAUGGGCCGCGAUUCUUAUACUUUGUGUACUGUUAUUGUUUGUGAUAAUUUUGUUUAUUAUUUUGUAAUUGAUUUGUUGCGCUUCGUUUG